Molecule: messenger RNA, 660 nt
Organism: Colletotrichum phormii
Lineage: Eukaryota; Fungi; Ascomycota; Sordariomycetes; Glomerellales; Glomerellaceae
Exons: 1
Coding region: 1-660 (219 amino acids)
Source: RefSeq, a predicted model, not a curated record
AUGGACGCCCGCGCCCUCCUCCAAUCGCAAGGCUGGCGCGGAUCAGGCCACUCCCUCCACGCAACAGACGACCGCAUCGGCCUCUCGAAGCCGCUCCUCCUCAACCGCAAAGACAACACAAAAGGGCUUGGCACCAAGGCACAUUUCACGAGCGACACGUGGUGGAUGAACGCCUUUGACGAGCAGUUGCAGGGACUGGAUACUUCGAAACAAGGGCAGGUCACGCAGACGGUCACGACGGGGCGGCUGAACCAGAUUGAACAGGUGUCGGGGGGCAAGUGGAUGCUGUAUGCGAGUUUUGUAAAGGGUGGGUUUUUGGAGGGGACGAUUCAGGAGCUUGAGAGGAAGGUGAAGGAGGAGAAGGAGGAGGCGAGCGGUGCUUCGACGCCUGAGAGUGGGGGUACGAGUAGUUCUGAGAGCGGAGACGAGAAGGAGACGACAAAAAGAGUGGUGAAGGGCAAGGAGAAGAAGGAGAGGGGGGAGACCAAGGAGGAGAGGAGGGCGAGGAAGGCUGCCAAGGCGGCGAGGAAGACGGCGAGGGAGGCGAGGAGGGUUGAGAGGUCUGCGAAGAAGGCCUUGAAGGAGGAGAAGAGGGCGCGGAGGGAGGUGAAGAAGGUCAAGAGGGAAGCGAGGAAGGCGAAGAAGGGGGUGUCUGGUUGA